AUGAGUAGUUUCUGCGAGAUUAUCCGCAACCUCCGGAACCCCAAGGCUCCCAGUAAACUUUCGACUUUUAUUUCAGGGUUCGUGAGGAAGAUUAUCUCCAAAUUCCAUGGGGCUCUCCUUGUGUUCAGACGAAGCAAAGCCACGGUUCCCAUGAGUACCAAUCCAGUUGACGAGGACCUGAACCUUGGACUCCUCCAUGAAGCUGACCACAAGGAAGAACAGUAUGAAGCAUCUACAUCUCCUAUUCCAAUGAAGCAGCAAAAAGGUACCAAGGCAGAAGUAACUCCAAUCUGCCCUAAUACACAAGCACUUGUGGUAGAACAAGUCAAAAAAGAUGACUAUUGUCAGCAUUGUUCUAAGAUCGGUGACCAUAAAACUGCAAUGUGCCCCAAUAAACCGAAGAGAGGUUUAAUGUUUUGUACCGUUUGCCGCCACAUCUAUCCCAAAUUCUGUAAAAAACCGGAAGAGCACGGCAACAAAGCAGAGGACUAUAUUUUCUGUCGACAUUGUUAUACAAUUGGUGACCAUGAAACUGCAAUGUGCCCCAAUAAACCGAAGAAACGUGUAAUGGUUUGCAGCGUUUGCAGCGACCUCUAUCCGUGUAAAAAUCAGGAAGAGCAUGGCAACAAAGGAGUUGAAGUAAACAAUUUUUGUUCUCAAUGUAGUAAGAAGGGCCACUUGCCUCAAGAGUGCACAGAGGAGUAUGAUCCAACUUUAACCUUGAACGACUGAAUAAUGCAGUUGUAACUUUGAUGCACAUGAACUCCUUGGCUCAUAGGCCAUCAGAGUCAACACUACACCUCGAUUGUUUUGGAUUUCAUAGUUAGUUCGUAUGGAACUUCCCAGUGUAGUUUUCUUUAAUUUCAAGUCUGCAAUUUAUUUUUGGUUUUCUAGUUUGUUAAG
Rosa chinensis is the source of this 903-nucleotide messenger RNA. RefSeq lists its product as uncharacterized. The transcript has 3 exons. NCBI's taxonomy places the organism in Eukaryota, Viridiplantae, Streptophyta, Magnoliopsida, Rosales, Rosaceae. The coding region runs from base 1 to 732 and encodes 243 amino acids. The record is from RefSeq and is a predicted model, not a curated record.